AUGACAAUGGGAGGGAGAGUAUAUGACCCGAUACAUGACGUCUUUCAAGAUUCAAAACCUCUUCGAACAGAAUCAAGCGUUAGUAAUGAAAUCGAAGCUGAUAGUUUAGUUUUGGAUAAUGAAGAGGUUACUUCUAGUAAUAUAUCAGAUACGAAGUCCAUAAACUCAUCAAACUCUGUUACUUCAGAAACAAGUAAAACAAAAAAAAUUAAUGGGAAGAGAUCUAACAAGGCUAAUAAGACUGAAUAUGAAAAUGAACAAGAAACAGACAUUAACAAUAGCAACACCAACAAUAAUAAUAUUAAUAAAAAACAGAGAAGGGUCACUGCGAGGUUUAAUAGAAGUGUUAAGAAAAGAGAUGGUGAUUAUUUGACAAGAAAAGAUGUGCAAUAUUCAUUUUUCAGAGGGUUGCUUUCAGAUAAAAGAGAAGUAUUCUCUAAUCUUUUUACUAAGGCAUAUAUUAAUACAUUAGUACCAUUUCGAGAUUUAUAUGAUGAAAAGGGACAGGUCCAAGUGAUGAAUGUCACAGAUAAAGAGUUUGAUGCAAGAAGAUUCUUUACACAUAAAAAAUUGACAUUCUCACAAUUAUAUAUUCUAUGUUUAGCUACAUCUAACAAAUCAUCUAAAGUAUUAAGAGAAAAAUUGUUAUCUGAUCACAACGUUGCAUUUUCGAUGUGCAUGUUAUCAUUGAUUGUUAAUGUUGGUAGAUUGAACACAACAAUCAAUUUUCAUCCAGAGAUGACAUCGCAAGUAAGGAUUUUCCAUUCUAUUCCAAGUUUACAGUACCUUUCACCUGAUGAAAAAUCAUUACAAGAUACACCAAGGCUUAAGUGUAUACUUAAGAAUUUACCAAUAGGUAAUGAUCCAAUAGAUUUAGAGAAAUUGUAUAAGGAGAAGAUAGAUGAUAAAUCCUCAAACGAUGGGUUACCAUCAUAUAAUGUGGCUAAUAUGAUUUUCACAAUCUGCGAGAAUCCGACAUUUAUAAAGGAAUUAUUAUUCAAAAUCGAAUACUUUUGUGGAGAUAUAUCAGACCUUAAGAAUAAUAAUAAUACUAUUACCACUACCACUACUACUACUACCAACAGCAACAACAACAACAACAACAAUAAUAAUAAUAAUAAUAAUAGUAAUAGUAAUAAUGGUAACGGUAAUGAUAACGAUAAUGAUAGUAAAAGUAAUAACGAAGAUAUUGACAUCAAACAUUUACUACUUAAGAAUGAUAUAUCCAUUUUUACAUUUUUGGAUACAACCAAAUAUACUAUAAAGAGUCGUAUUACAGUGAUAUUAUGGGUUCUUUAUGUUUUAUUGGAGACCAAAUUGGAUCAGAUAAGUAUAAUUGAAUCGUUAAAACUAUUCGGUACACUAUGUGAAGAUGGGGCUUAUAGGAUUAAAUUGGAAUUAAAUGCGAAUGGAAAGGAUCCAGAUGAUGAGGAUAAGGAUUCGGAAGAAGAAAUUAAGGUUGGCGAAUUAUUAAGGGAAAGACGUGCAGUCUUUUUAAACAAGAGAAAAAUAAGUGAAAAUGUCUCUUGCACUGCUAAUGCAACCUCUACUGUCACUGAGACUGGUACUAGUACUGUCACUACUUCUGCUUCUGCUUCUGCUAACAGUGGAAAUAAUGAUGAGACUGAUAAGACGAAUGAGAACGAGGAUAAAAACAAUUAUGAUUCAAAGGAAAAUACUUCGUUGAUCAGUGUUGAUAUAAAGACAGAAAGCAAAGAUUCAGAUUCAGCUUCAAAUAAAAUGAAAGCUAAUAACCCUACCUCUGAAACAGGUGAUAAUAAGCAUGAAAAGAUAGAUGAAAGUGGUGAUAUUUCAGAUACAUUAAAUGAAGGUAAGAAUCAGGAUAAGGAUGGAUUAAGUAACAGUAACGAGUCUGAAGAGAAAAGGGAUUCUCAAAUCAUAUCACCUGAAGAAGUGAAAAAGGUUAAGACACCAAAAACAAGAACAAAACCGAAGGCGAGGACAAAGACAAAGCCGACGCCAUUAGCAAAAAAUGGUAAUGCGGAUAGUCCAACCAGGGUGAAAAUGGGAGAGAAUGAACAAGGUAAUAAAAAGAACGAGAAGAAUCGGGUGAAAGUGAACGAUGGUAAUAUGAAUUCCGGCGAUGAAACAAGGACUAAUGCAGCAGAUGAACAACAUAUGUUGGAAGUGGUCAAUUUGAUUGAAGAAGAUAAGAAGAGGAAGAUAGUAGGAGAUAAGACACAGGAAGAUAUAACGAGGGAACUGAAACCUAUACAUGAAUUAUUGAAAAAAAGACGUCAAGAGAUUGGUAUGAUUAAAUUAUUCCAUGAUUUUGAAGAUAAUCCAAUUGCACCAUCUCUAGGUGUACGUGGUAAAAAACGGAAGAGAUACGAUGAUGGAUAUAUGGGAUUUGAGACAGAUUAUUUGAAAUUGUUUGCUAAAUGUAAACAUAUUCUAUUAUCGCAAGAUAUUGAUAAAAGUGUGCAAUUUAAAGUGAAUAAUAAUGAUACUGAUGGCGAGCAGAAAGAGGAAGAUGGAAAAGAAACAAGUAUAUUUAGAAUAUAUUAG
Arxiozyma heterogenica is the source of this 2529-nucleotide messenger RNA. It is a transcript of the gene IES1, whose product is annotated as Ies1p. Gene Ontology annotation, cellular component: Ino80 complex. The transcript has a single exon. Bases 1 to 2529 code for a protein of 842 amino acids. The record is from RefSeq and is a predicted model, not a curated record. NCBI's taxonomy places the organism in Eukaryota, Fungi, Ascomycota, Saccharomycetes, Saccharomycetales, Saccharomycetaceae.